AUGGUCGAAGUAGGACAAGUCGAAGCUUGGACUCUCCAAGUGCUACUAUGUUGCUACUCAUUUGCUGGAAACUUAAUGUCCAAGCUUCAGAGACACUUGGAGAUUUUUCUGGGAUGUUCAGAUGACGCGCAAAAUACCACAAGGAAUCCCCCAUGCAAAGAGGUUACUGGUGAUGUCAAAACGAUAUUGCUGGAGGAGUGA
Molecule: messenger RNA, 201 nt
Organism: Phytophthora nicotianae INRA-310
Lineage: Eukaryota; Oomycota; Peronosporomycetes; Peronosporales; Peronosporaceae
Exons: 3
Coding region: 1-201 (66 amino acids)
Source: RefSeq, a predicted model, not a curated record